AUGUCGAGAAGCCGCCAUCGCUCGAGGAGAAGGAAGGGGGGACCGGAGGGGACGGGUCACAACCCAGGGCGAAGCGAACGAUCAAAGACGGAUGACGACGGAGAGCUAGACCCAGCAGCAGAAAAACCAGCGGCCGGACGUAACAGGAAGGGCCAAGAGAAAGAGCGCGUCCCCCGUCGGACAAGCAACAGAGCAAUAAGGAGAGAUAGGUCCAGGCCAGGACGUGGCAGAAUACGGAAGAAGGGCAAAGCGGAGGGCAGGCGAGGGACAGGAACUCCAGAACCCGCGAAGAGGGGUAGAGAAGAAAAUCUAGAGAAGAACAAGGAAAGGACCUAG
Plasmodium inui San Antonio 1 is the source of this 336-nucleotide messenger RNA. RefSeq lists its product as hypothetical. The coding region runs from base 1 to 336 and encodes 111 amino acids. Lineage: Eukaryota; Apicomplexa; Aconoidasida; Haemosporida; Plasmodiidae. The record is from RefSeq and is a predicted model, not a curated record. The transcript has 2 exons.